This is a messenger RNA of Teleopsis dalmanni, 991 nucleotides long. RefSeq lists its product as uncharacterized. The transcript has 3 exons. NCBI's taxonomy places the organism in Eukaryota, Metazoa, Arthropoda, Insecta, Diptera, Diopsidae. The record is from RefSeq and is a predicted model, not a curated record. The coding region runs from base 51 to 497 and encodes 148 amino acids.
AAACUCAAAAUUAAAAGUUAAAAAGCGAAGAUGUUUUUAAAUUUAUUGAAAUGACCGACACGAAGGCUACAAAAGCUACACAAACAGAGGCUCCGAGUGCAAGUAGUUGGAAGAGCACUAGCCAGGAAAACGUAGACAUAGAAGAAAUGCGUGCCAUGGUGCAUCGUAUGUUUAAUAAUAUCAAAAACCCAGCGGAGAAGAGAAAAGAUAUUCGCAACAUUGCAAAUUUAUUUAAUAUCACUCAACGUGAGUUGAAGCAGAUCUUACAGCUGCCAAAACCCUCGAAACCACUAAAACGCCAAAAAUCAACAUCAAGUGAGGGAAGUGACUGUGACUGCAGUUACUGUCAACGCUGUGAUAGCGAAAUAAGAAUAAAACCCUCUGGUAGGAAAGUUAAAAAAAGAACACCUAAAAAGCGCCCGAAGAAGAAAAAAUGCGCUUCUCGGUACAAGGCCACCUCUAAAAUGAAAAAGAAACGAAAGACUAAACGUAAAUGAAAUUGAAUGAUGUGUCUCCUAUGGUGUACUUCAUGAGGACGUAUCUCUAUGACGAUAUUUACAUUCUGAAGAUUAUCGAAAUGAUAGUGAUGUAUAGUGAUGUAUGGCCAUAUGAACACCAUCCUCUUUGACUUUAUUCGAUUUUGAUUCUCUUCUUUUAGACAAUGACAUUCACCGAAAAUAGCGGUAGAGAGCGUUGUCUACAAUUGAAAAUUCCAACUUGAAAGUCUAUGGAAACUUCUUAUUUAGGCAUUCAUUGGAACUAUUUGCCUAGUUUCAUUGUGACAAAUUAUACAGUUAAUACCUUGAAAUUAGAAAGUUCACUAUAUAUCAGUUUGGAAUUACAUGGAAUGUGCCUGUCUAGAUUAAAUGAUAAGAUAUAUAUUUUAGUAUUUCAAAAAAAGUUUUUUCAAUAUUUGAUUAUUUUAUGUACAGAAUGAAAAACUAUCUGCACUAUAUGUGGACCUAUUUGCCAUGGUUUCAUUUCUUAAUAA